Anopheles nili is the source of this 1008-nucleotide messenger RNA. It is a transcript of the gene Clp, whose product is annotated as cleavage and polyadenylation specificity factor subunit 4. The record is from RefSeq and is a predicted model, not a curated record. Bases 36 to 920 code for a protein of 294 amino acids. Gene Ontology annotation, molecular function: zinc ion binding; RNA binding. NCBI's taxonomy places the organism in Eukaryota, Metazoa, Arthropoda, Insecta, Diptera, Culicidae. The transcript is spliced from 4 exons.
ACCGGCAUCGGCAGUAGCCUGCACCGCAUUAAGCGAUGGAUCUACUCAUAGCGAACGUCGAUACUUGGACAUUUAAGAUAGAGAAAGAUCUAAACGAACAGUAUGGAGCCCUUCCGCUGCCUUUCCCCGGCAUGGAUAAAUCCACCUCGGCUGUGUGCUUAUUUUUCAACGCCUCCGACGGGACGGAAUGUAAAAAAGGCAAUGCGUGCCCGUUUCGACACAUCCGCGGUGAUCGAACGAUCGUGUGUAAACAUUGGCUGCGCGGUUUGUGUAAAAAAGGCGACCAAUGCGAGUUCCUGCACGAGUACGACAUGACCAAGAUGCCGGAGUGCUAUUUCUACUCGCGAUUCAAUGCCUGCCACAACAAGGAAUGUCCCUUUCUGCACAUCGAUCCGGAGAGCAAAAUCAAGGAUUGUCCAUGGUACGAUCGCGGAUUUUGCAGACACGGUCCCAACUGCCGGCACCGGCACGUCCGGCGAGUGCUGUGUAACAACUAUCUGGCCGGAUUCUGCCCUGACGGACCGGAAUGCAAGUACAUGCAUCCACGGUUCGAGCUACCACCUCCUCCAGAGAUUAAGGAUCAAACGCCAAAACGUCCCACUACCUGCCACUACUGUGGAGAAGUGGGCCACAAGGCAUCCUAUUGUCCUAAAAUGCCUCAAGAGCAACGGGAAGCGACACAACGCAUGGAGGACGCCAAGUAUCGUGCUCUCGGUUACUACAAGCACCGGAUUCAUCAGGAAGGAGCGAAUAAUGCCGGAGGAGAGGAGGGAGGAGCAGCAACCUUUAUGCCUCAAAAACCACCACCGCGACCGUUGGAGGAAAUCACGUGCUUCCGAUGUGGUAUCAAAGGUCACUACGCCAACAAGUGCAUGAAAGGGCCGUUGGCGUUCCUCUCCAACAAUGUACAAAGAAAGUAGGUUAUUCUUCAUUUCUCCCUCAUCCUGACCCAUUUCUUUUCUUUCCUUCCUCGCAUAAGUUCAUCAGACGUACAAGUGAAAUUCAGAA